Molecule: messenger RNA, 393 nt
Organism: Rhodotorula graminis WP1
Lineage: Eukaryota; Fungi; Basidiomycota; Microbotryomycetes; Sporidiobolales; Sporidiobolaceae
Exons: 7
Coding region: 1-393 (130 amino acids)
Source: RefSeq, a predicted model, not a curated record
AUGGAAGCGCUCUUCAGGGAAGCAGCCGAGAAUAACACUGUCGAACAGUACAUCCUGCUGUACGAUGAGCGCAAGCAGUACCCAAGCGCGAGCGUGGAGUACGGGCGGCUGUCGCACCAGCUCGACCGCCUCAAGACUCUGUACAAGACCUUGCUCGCGGUACGGGCUCGUGGGUACACGACCGAGGAGCUGUGCGCCAGGUGCGCACACACCCGCGUGCACAUUGGCAGCAUAUCCGCCGCCAAGGUGAGCCUCAGCAACGUCAUGCUCGAUGUCUUUGAUGACGAGCUCCGGCGGCGCGUAACGGCGGCGGCGAGUCUCGGCGUGCGCACGCGUGACAGCGUGCCGAUGACGCACCGCAUGCGCCUCUUGUACCGCGGCGAGCGGUACUGA